Penicillium alfredii is the source of this 336-nucleotide messenger RNA. RefSeq lists its product as uncharacterized. The record is from RefSeq and is a predicted model, not a curated record. Bases 1 to 336 code for a protein of 111 amino acids. Lineage: Eukaryota; Fungi; Ascomycota; Eurotiomycetes; Eurotiales; Aspergillaceae. The transcript has a single exon.
AUGGACAAGAAGUCCCAAGACAAGCCCACAGAAGGCUCCCCACCGACCUCAGCCAGCGAUGUGUUGCGGCCCCUGUCGCAGCACGCCGCCUUCCCGAACAGCGGGUCCGUCGCCACUAAGGCGCGCGAGCAGAGACACAGCCCCGGGCCGAGUGCCCACUCGAGCAACACGACGGGGACGGGGCCGCGCGCAAACUCGCCGAGUGUCUCGCAUCCCGUGAGCCAUGACACGGCAACGACGUCGGUGCAGAAGCGCAGCGAGUCGGUGCAGCAGAUGCAUGAGGUGGAUGCUGAUGGGGUGCGGACCUGGCGGCGGUUGAUUGUCGAGUACCGCUAG